This is a messenger RNA of Rhineura floridana, 1884 nucleotides long. RefSeq names its product transmembrane protein 109 (gene TMEM109). Lineage: Eukaryota; Metazoa; Chordata; Lepidosauria; Squamata; Rhineuridae. The transcript is spliced from 4 exons. The record is from RefSeq and is a predicted model, not a curated record. Bases 239 to 961 code for a protein of 240 amino acids. Gene Ontology annotation, biological process: intrinsic apoptotic signaling pathway in response to DNA damage by p53 class mediator; cellular response to gamma radiation.
CUCAGCGGCAGUGACCAAUCAUAAGCCUCGGUUAUGCGCGUUGGCCUCGUCAAACAUCUCGUGUAGCAUCUGAAUGUGCUGCUCAUGGGAAGCUUAAUACGGAUCAUUUGAGGUUUAGGAGUUUUGGAGCAACUAGCUGCCGCCUCUUCGUGCAAUUUAACGGCUUCAAGGCUGGGGGCAGGAGACGAUCAGUGCUUCUAUAACAGAGAAACUGGGUGUGAAGACAAGAAUUGGAGAGAUGAUGCGAUGGGACCUUGCCUUACGGAGCUGCCGCCAGCACUUGCUACAAUCAGUCCUGGCCAUUAUGACACUGCUCAUGUUCUUUCAUGUGGGUACAACCAGUGCCCAGCACCGCCGGAAUGAGCCAAAGUGGGAGAAGCAUGUCAGACCUGACUUUUUAUCCCAAGUGACUCGUGCCAUGAGGGAGACCAUGGAGAGUUUGAUUGGGCAAGAGAACUUCAUAAUGUUGAAUGAGCACAUCUCUUCCCUGGUCUGGAUUGUGUCCAGUGGGAUCUCUUCAGCGUUAUUUGUUGUGGCUCGAAUUGCAGGGCAGUUCCUUACUUCCUUUGGAAUGGCUGGGGAGCAUGCAACUCAGUUCCUGAAGCUAAACCCUGACCAGGUGCAGACGGUGCUGCUCUGGGGCCUGGCUGCUCUGAUUGGCUAUUGGGUGUUGUCGCUGUUGCUGAGACUGCUGCUUGCCAUCUUGAGCCGCAUCAUGUGGGGCCUCAAGGUGGUCCUCUUUGGGGCCUGCUUUAUGUUUAUUGUCACUGCCGUACCUGACCGUUCAGUGCAAACUUUGCUUCUGCUGGUCUUACUUACGCUGUAUGUCCUACUGGGUUGGCUGAGUGGGUCAAACCGCUCAGGGGCACAGCUUGAAGCCAAAGUGCACAGCUUGGAGCGCCAAGUGGAGGAACUGCAGCGCAGGCAGAGGCGGUCUGCCAAGCACCUGGAUGAAGAAUGAAGUGGGGGCCUAGUAAUGUCCAUGUACCUUCCCGAAGGGGCAGAUUUCUUACUUUCUUCAUGUACUCCAUGAUUCUUUGACUGUUGAUGCUCUCAGGUGACUCUUUCAUUCAUAGCUAUGGAGGAGCAUAUAAAUACUAAAGGGAACUUCUGUUCAGGAGAAUGGAUGAAUCUGAGAUAGUGUAACUUCCCACUUCUCACUCCGGUGACCUGUUAAAAGCACUCUCUCCGUUCUUGUUUUCCUUGUCUUGUGCUUUGUUUUGGAUUUUUUCAUGCCCUUUUCUUCUAGACCUCAACCUGCCAUCUUCCUCCUAGAUGAUGAGCCUGGUGGCGGAGUGAGGGUGUUGUUCACUCUUAAACAUAUUUUUUAAAGUAUUUUUUCCUGCAGUGCUGCAUGUCUGAGGAUCUUGGGUUAAGAUGUUGCACCAGCAAGCCAAUUUGUAUAGCUGACUAAAGCCAGGUGCCUACACGAAAGCUAAAGUGAUGACCUGCUAUGCUUGUGAUUACAACGGAGGAAAUUAAGAUGUUGUGUUGGGAGAGGGUGUUUCAGUCCUAGCUCCUUAUAAGCCAAAGAUGCUCAUGUAGAACCAAGGCCACACAGUUUUCUUAUGCUAGUUCUGCAUAAGGGAGCCUGAUAGUAUCAUGGCUGGUAGUGUUCAUCUGCCUGUCCUGAGCAGAAAAAAGCUAUAGACAAAUGAAUGGUCAUAGCUCUUCCCUCCAGACUGAAUUUGUACCACUAGCAAAUGGAAUAACAAGCUCAGACUCAAGUACUUUUUCUGCUUGUUUUGGGAAGGAGGCAUAACUUACUUGGUGAUGUUAGCCACAUAUCUGUUGCCAAUAUUUAUAUAUAUAUUUUUAAACUGCCAAUUUUAAGCAAAUGGAGUAUUUUGUUAUACUCUUCCAAAUAAAGUCUAUUUAAUCAUU